GCUUCGUCAGAACAGAAAAAAUAUAUGUACUGAUUGAAUCUGAUAAUGGUGUUUAAUUAAAACGUAACUGUACGUAAAGGUAAAUUUUAGCAAUAAUUGCUGAAUGUUAUGACUUGUCAUGUUAUGUUAAUGUUACUGAAUGUUGUGUUAUACCGGUAUACGCGCCAUGCGUUUCAGUAGUCUAUCAGGAUUAACCAUCGACACCCUUAUUGAUUCGGUUAUUGCGAUCAGCCAGAAACUUGAUGAGAGAUGGCCGGAAAUCAGCUGCUGCAUUGUCACCACAUUUCUCUUAUUCGGAUGGAUAAUCACCACGGCACUUUUCUUUCUCUUCUUCUUCACCGAUUACUAUUGGCUCUCGUUAUUAUACAGCGUCUGGUAUUGUCUGGACUGGAAUCAGCCGAUCACCGACGCGUCACGCGUUUCUCCCAGUUUGCGCCACGCUUCCCUCUUCCGCCACUUUGCACAAUAUUUCCCGGUAAAGGUCAUCCGUACGGUUGACCUCCCGGCACAGAAUAAUUACAUUUUCGGUUACCACCCCCACGGCAUUGCCGCCCUGGGGAGUUUUGCCGCCUUUUUAACGGAAGGCGCGGAUUUCGCACGGAUCUUCCCGGGAUUGAGGGCGUGGCAUCUGCUGAGCCGAGUGGCGUUCUACUGGCCGGUGAUGCGCGAUGUGUGGCGGUUGUUGGGCGCGUGUGCCGCCACGAAGGAAAACGUGGCCCGCAUUACGGAGACUAAAGGGAAUGUGAUUGUGGUUUUGGCGGGUGGGGCCGGGGAGGCGUUGGAGUCGCAUCCCGGCGGGAGUCAGUGUGUGCUGAAACACCGGAAGGGAUUUAUUAAAGCUGCACUGGAAAACGGGUGCCAUUUAGUACCGGUAUUUGCGUUCGGAGAGAACGAUCUGUACCGGCAAGCUGUGGCUAAUCCGCCGAAAUCGCUCAUUCGCAAAGUACAGAAAUUUCUGCAUAAAUGGACGGGUUUCGUGCCGGUGAUGUUCUACGGGAAGGGUGUGUGCGGAUGGCGGUAUGGAUUUAUGCCGGCACAGCAGCCUGUCAAUAUUGUUGUGGGGCCACCGAUUCCCGUUCCGCGGAUCACCACACCCAGUGAUCAAGAAAUCAGCGAACUGCACCGGAAAUACCGACAUGCGCUGAUGUUGCUGUUUCACGAGUACAAAGGUCAUUUCGGUAUGGCCGACAACGAAUUAACGUUUAUCUGAUUGUUUACUACAUUUUCUGGGUAAUUUUUAUUUUGACUAAUUUAAUUCGUCGAGAUUUUUCUGUCCCGGUUUCCUAAUUGUACAGAUACAUGCCGUAUGGUUUCUGGGCUUUUUGUUAAUCAGGUGUACGAAGGACGGAGGCUUGCGUAAGCUGCGCUAAAACGAAAACAACAGUACUUGUA
Molecule: messenger RNA, 1392 nt
Organism: Paramacrobiotus metropolitanus
Lineage: Eukaryota; Metazoa; Tardigrada; Eutardigrada; Parachela; Macrobiotidae
Product: 2-acylglycerol O-acyltransferase 1-like
Exons: 3
Coding region: 140-1210 (356 amino acids)
Biological process (GO): triglyceride biosynthetic process
Cellular component (GO): endoplasmic reticulum membrane
Molecular function (GO): diacylglycerol O-acyltransferase activity
Source: RefSeq, a predicted model, not a curated record